Molecule: messenger RNA, 1256 nt
Organism: Pelecanus crispus (Dalmatian pelican)
Lineage: Eukaryota; Metazoa; Chordata; Aves; Pelecaniformes; Pelecanidae
Source: RefSeq, a predicted model, not a curated record
AUGAGGGUGGUGCCCGGCGCCAGUGACCUGCAGCUCCGCUCCCUGCUGUCCCCUCUGCCUCCAGCAGCACCUGUGCUGGGGGACAGGCGGGACAGGAUGGGACAGAAAAUGUUUUGGGAUGCCUACUAUGGUGGCCGGAGGUGCUCAUCGAGCCCCUGCCAGCACAACGGCGUGUGCGAGGACAGCAUUCGCAGCUACACCUGCACCUGUGCCGAGGGCUACGAGGGAGAGAACUGUGCUUUCGCUAAAAAUGAAUGUCGCCACCAAGCAAAAGAAGGAUGUCACCACUUCUGCUACCCGGGAAGUAAUUCCUACCGUUGUUCCUGUGCUGAUGGCUAUGAGCUCGGGAAGGACAAAAAACAGUGCAUCGCGUUAGAUCAAUGUGCAUGUGGGAGACUACGAGACAGUGAUAAUCUGAUAAGUGAAACCAGGAAGAAACGUGACGAGCGAUUUCCUUGGCAGGUCCUGCUGCUAGACUCGGAAGGGAAGGGCUUCUGUGGAGGAGUGCUGCUGAAGAGUAAUUUUGUACUGACUACAGCAGAGUGCGCCCUUCUGCACAGCCAGUUUGAAAUCAGGGUCGGUGCUGGGCGUAAUGGAACAAGUGGAACUGAGAAGAUCAUGCAAGUUAAUGAGAAACACAUACACAUCCGGUAUGAUGAAGACACUGGUGAGAACAACAUUGCAUUACUACAACUCCAAGAGCACAUUGAGUGCAACAACCACCAGCUUCCUGUAUGCAUCCCUGAAAGAGACUUUGCAGAACACAUUUUAAUUCCAAAAUUGGCUGGCACAGUCAGUGGCUGGAGAAUGGAUGGUGAUGAACUUCAAGGUGAUGAGUUGCAGGUUUCAUACCUUCCUACUGAGGACUGCAAACAAAUACUCAACAUAAGCCUCACAAACAGGCAGUUUUGUGGACACCUCCAGGAGGCCGUAGACAAACGACUGGCUGGAGGAAGCUUUCUAGCUACUGAGUAUAAGGGCACUUGGUUUCUGACUGGUAUCCUGGGAUCUUGGCCACUAGAAGACGCUGACUGGGAAACAUUUCUAUUCACUAACACCGCGAGGUAUAUGAUAUGGUUUAAACAAAAAAUUAAAUAAGACACAAACACAACCAACCCCCCCAGCACCAACCCUCUACCAAUCACUUCAAGGAAACAUUUGGAUGCAGCCAGUACACCCAUUUGACUCUCUAUCACAAUCUGCAGCAAUGGAAGUUGCAACAAUAAUACGUAUGUAACUCCAAUUCAUACGGAAAA